Molecule: messenger RNA, 923 nt
Organism: Paramuricea clavata
Lineage: Eukaryota; Metazoa; Cnidaria; Anthozoa; Malacalcyonacea; Plexauridae
Source: the annotation of a GenBank genome assembly
CAGGUUUAUCACUUGUACUUAAAGAGAUAUCGGUCAAAAUACUUGUAAAAUUUACAACAUUUUCACUUUCUUCUACUCAUCUACAACUUAUCUCUGUUUUCUGAUGUCUCGACGAAGCACGCGGCUUGCGAAAAAGGCGGAGAAAAGUGUGUUUGAAGACAAUGAAAUUGCAUCGGAGCCAACUCAGCCAAGGCACUCGCCUACGAAGAAAACACGUCCAAAUCAUAACAAGAAAACGAAAGCUUUAACUUACGAAAAGUUUCCACAAGACGAAAAGCAUCUACCAGAAAAUUUCAUCCAAAUUAAGGAAGAAAAGAAUGUCUUAUCAGUUGAUAACGAGCAUUUCACAAGCACAUCCAGUCAUGCCAAGACAAAAGACCAAACAUCAGGUGACAAAAUUACUCAAGAAGACAAAUAUGUUGGUGCACAUGUGUCUAUAAGUGGUGGCUUACAUUUAGCUGCUGAACGUGCAUUGGAAAUAGGAGCUAAAUCAUUUGCUAUGUUUCUACGUUCACAACGACAGUGGAAUGCAAAGCCGUUAGACCCAAAAAAUGCAGACCUUUUUCGAAGUGCUUGCAAAGAAUUUGGCUUCUCUCCCCACGUUAUUUUACCUCAUGGUAUAUAUCUCAUGAACUGCGGAUCACCAGAGGCUGAGACUCUGAGUAAAAGUCGUCAAGUUUUGGUUGAUGAGUUAAAGAGAUGUGAAAUGCUAGGGUUGACAUUGUAUAAUUUCCAUCCAGGUUCAAGUUGUGGGAAGAUAUCAGUUGAUGAAUGUUUAGAUCUUAUUGCAGAAAGUAUUAACCUGGCUCAUCAGCAGACAAAAUAUGUUGUUACAGUAUUGGAGAAUAUGAGUUGUCAAGGAAACACGGUAAGAACAUUUAUUGUAUUCCUUGACCUUGACUAGAAAUUGUUGUGUUUAAAAC